AUACGUUGCUCUCUACUGUCACCAUGGACGAUGAAACGGCAGAAAUCGAGCUGCUGGAGCAAAACCUUAAUAAAACGAGGCAAAUAUCGCAAAGAAUGACAACAAUUCUUAACAGCUUCGAUACGCGCCUCGCCAAGCUGGAGAAGUCUAUAUUACCGCUGUAUACGUCUACGCAGAUCCUCAACCGACGUGCAGGCAACAUCGAGAAGGCUUUACUCAAGAUUGAUGAACUGGCGAGCAAUCAGGAGGGCAUUGCAGUUGAGGAGGCGUUGAUUCUCCGUGGACCACAGCCCAACCAGCUCGAUGCAUAUAGGGAUGCAUUGGAACGUCUCAACGCCGCCAUUGCCUUCAAAGGUUCUGAGAGCAGCUCACUGGAAACGGCUCGGUUGGUCGAAACGGGGGCCAAGAAAUUGGCGCAACUCUACACUAAACUCGUUGCGGAAGGCUCAUCGGGUUCUACGCCACCGCCAGGCUCCGAUUUUCCUAUCAAUCCUUUUCCAACAUCGCUGCUGGAGACUCUCGUUCCUUUGGUAGACUUUCUGCGCACGUUGCCGUUGCCUUCGACGCAUCCAUCACACCCUACUUCACCCUCUAUAUUGUCUACACUCAAGGAAGCACAGAAGGGAUAUGCGGACAUGCGUGGCGCGUGGUGUCGCAAAUGUCUAGAAGGUCAGGGCAAGCGAAUGCUGGAUCGUGCCGACACUAUCGAUCCUAUAGCAGCUGGGCUGGAGUUUGGGAAAUGGUCUGAAUCGAUACUUGACGUGGCCGAGGAGGAAUUCAACCUUCUUAAAGAUCUCUCACCGCUUUCGAAUUCGCAGCUCGCAUAUGGCGCUCUCAUGAACCCGAUCCUCGUGCUCUUCAGUAGUACGCUCAAUUCUCUCAUCGGUUUCAUCAAGCGUUCCCUGCACAAGUACAAUUUUCUCGCCCUUUCCUCGUACGAAUAUAUGCUGUCUUUGCAAUCUCGGUGGGACAAGACUAUGGUUCGAAGAGGCACCGAUGCCCGGAAAGAGGCAAACGAGUUUAAAGACGGUUUGCAGAGUCUUCGAAAUGUUUGUCUUCGGAGCUUUCCCGAGUUCCUAGCCGACGUGAAAAUGGCAUCUAUGGGCAAGGGAGGAGAGUUAGGCACUACGCUUGCCGAUUUCGUCGUUUCGACGGUCAAGUACCUGGACCGCUUGCCUGAGGUGCAGAGUGCCGCAGGCGCUGCGUUGGUGACCUUGGGUGAUGGCAACUGGAAAAUGGGCGAAGGUGUCCAGGUGGGAAAGGCCUCGAAACUUGGCGAAGGCGAUGAGCAUGUUAUCCUGGAGCACUAUAUCUAUGAUGUGGUUAAUACAACGAUCAACAGUCUUAAUGUAUUGUCGCGCACACAGAAGCGGGCCGUACUUUCUUCCAUCUUUCUCCUUAACAACAUUGCGUUCCUGCGGAGAAACAUCCUCUUGGAUCCCAAGCACGACGCGUUGAUCGAUAUGCUCUCCAAACCAACGCAAGACGUUAUCAAUUCCAACUUUCGUAUGGCUAAGGCGGCAUAUUUUGAUAGCAACUUUUCUCCGCUUAUGCAGGCACUAAGCGAAGAUCCCAAAGAGAAGGGGAAAGCGGCUACCAAGGAGAGGUUCACGAGGUUCUACGAUAUGUUUGAUGAGGUCAUCGAGCGACACCGGGGCGUGGUGGCUGUUUUGGACGAUGACGAAGAAGGGAGGGCGGAGCUCGGGGAAGAGGUAGUCAAGUUGAUCGUACCUUCAUUAGAAAGGUUUGUGGCAAAACAUAGGGAGAAGGAGUUCAGUAAAAAUCCUCAGAAGUAUAUAAGACUUUCAGUAGAAGAUGUAGAAACGCAGCUACGAUCUAUAUAUCGAUAAUUUCUGAAUGGUAUGUAUUCUUGCGGUGUCUGUGUGUUGAAAGCAGGUUGUGUAGCGCAGCGGGAGAAGCCAGGUCUGGAGUCGAAGGUCAAAAGCUGGGAAGCGUUGACCUUCGAUCUCCAGUAUUGGUAGCUACGAUUAUGUAAGAUAAGAGCGACAUGGAGGGUGUUCUACUUCAACACUCUGUACAGUUCGAUAGAGGUUGCCAUGCAAUGACUGAAAAGGUCGAUAUGUCUGCC
Messenger RNA from Guyanagaster necrorhizus, 2089 nucleotides. RefSeq lists its product as uncharacterized. NCBI's taxonomy places the organism in Eukaryota, Fungi, Basidiomycota, Agaricomycetes, Agaricales, Physalacriaceae. Bases 24 to 1850 code for a protein of 608 amino acids. Gene Ontology annotation, cellular component: exocyst. Gene Ontology annotation, biological process: exocytosis. The record is from RefSeq and is a predicted model, not a curated record. Gene Ontology annotation, molecular function: phosphatidylinositol-4,5-bisphosphate binding. The transcript has 11 exons.